This is a messenger RNA of Macadamia integrifolia, 5329 nucleotides long. Its product is annotated as endoribonuclease Dicer homolog 3a. The coding region runs from base 169 to 4869 and encodes 1566 amino acids. Gene Ontology annotation, biological process: siRNA processing. NCBI's taxonomy places the organism in Eukaryota, Viridiplantae, Streptophyta, Magnoliopsida, Proteales, Proteaceae. Gene Ontology annotation, cellular component: nucleus; cytoplasm. The record is from RefSeq and is a predicted model, not a curated record. Gene Ontology annotation, molecular function: RNA binding; ribonuclease III activity; protein binding. The transcript has 25 exons.
GUUAGUACUCGGUACUUAGUACUGCUUCUGCUUCCAUCCUCCAAUGCAGUUUUCUUAUUAGGACUUCACGCUUUAGGCGUUGGAGGCUCGCAGUUGCAUCUGGAGUCCGGACACAGAGAGAGAGAGAGGGAAAGGGAGAGUUUUCUCAUUAUUAUCUUUGUUUCAACCAUGUCUGCGUCUAUAGAGGUUAAUCCUCUGAAGCGACGCUUCGAACAAGUCACAGAAUCGGAGCCUAAGAUGUCGCCUGGUGGUGAUGAUUGCGAAGUUAAGGAAGCGAAUGGACUGAUCCCAAAGGAUUUUGAUGCAAGGAGUUACCAAAAGAAGGUUUUCCAAGUUGCUCUUCGGAAAAAUACAAUCGCUGUGUUGGAAACUGGUGCAGGGAAAACAAUGAUCGCUGUGAUGCUCAUUAAGGAAAUAGGGCAAGAUAUGAAGAUGAAUGCAGAUAAGAAGUUAAUUAUCUUUCUGGCACCAACUGUUCAUCUUGUUAAUCAGCAAUUUGAAGUAAUAAAGAUUCAUACGAAUCUCAAAGUGGAACAGUAUUACGGUGCUAAAAAAGUUGAUGAAUGGAGUGCUGAAUGCUGGGAAAAAGAAAUAAGAGAUCAAGAUGUAAUGGUUAUGACACCCCAAAUUUUAUUGGAUGCUUUGAGGAAGGCAUUUAUGACCCUAGAAAUGGUAUGCUUAAUGAUAUUUGAUGAAAGCCAUCGUGCUAUAGGAAAUCAUCCAUAUACAAAAAUAAUGAAGGAAUUUUAUCACAAAUCUGGAAACAAGCCAAAAAUUUUUGGAAUGACUGCUUCCCCUGUAGUUAGAAAAGGUGUGUCAUCAAACAUGGAUUGUGAGGAUCAAAUUUCAGAACUUGAAUGCAUCUUGGAUUCGAAGAUUUGUACUGUUGAGGACAAAGCUGAACUGGAAUUAUUUGUUCCCUCUGCAAAAGUAAUCAAUAGAUAUUAUGACCCUAUUAACUUUCAGCCUGAGGAAUUGAAGACAAAGUUGAAUUCCUCAUUGUCUAAGUUUGAUGCUCUGUUGGUUGAGAUGCGAGGAAAAUUGCUGAGUCAAUUCAAAGACACUGAUGAGAUAUUUAAGAAAUUGAGAAAACGUUUAUCAAAUCACCAUUCAAAGAUUCUGCACUGUUUGGAUGAUCUUGGCCUUAUAUGUGCUUAUGAGGCUGCGAAAGUAUGUUUGGAAAAUGUACGUAUUUUAGGCACUAUGGAGGAUGAAUUUUAUAGAGCUAGUUUUCUGCAGUGUAAAUAUUUUCUUGAAGAAGUGCUACAUAUAAUUGAAGAGUCCUUGCCAUCUGACUAUAGAAAAUUUUUAGAUGCUGGAACUCUUGAUCUAGAGGCCCUUGAAAUGGGUUAUAUAGCUCCAAAGUUAUUUGAACUGAUCCAAAUAUUUCAAUCUUUGGGAGGGACUAGGCAAAUUCUCUGCCUCAUAUUUGUAGAAAGAAUUAUCACGGCUAAAGUAAUUGAAAGAUUCAUGAAGAAGCUUAGUUAUUUAUCUCAUUUUUCUGUUUCAUAUUUAACUGGGGGGAGUUCAUCAGUUGAUGCACUAACACCAAAAGUGCAAAAAAAAACUCUCGACUCAUUUCGCCGUGGCGAGGUUAACCUAUUGUUCACUACUGAUGUGGCUGAAGAGGGAAUUCAUGUGCCAGACUGCUCCUCUAUAAUACGAUUUGACUUGCCAAAGACAGUCCGUAGUUAUGUUCAAUCACGAGGACGAGCUCGCCAACCUGAUUCUCAGUAUGUGAUUAUGCUUGAAAGGGGAAACAUCAAGCAACGGAAUCUAUUAUUUGAUAUUAUCCAAAGUGAGCAUUCUAUGGCAGAAACUGCUUUGAAUAGAGACCCCAAUGCAUGCAUUUCUAGAGUGUGUUGCAUUGAUGAAACAAAUGCAUAUGUUGUGGAGUCAACUGGAGCAUCUGUUACAGUAGAUUCCAGCAUUGGUCUAAUCCACCGAUACUGUGAAAAGCUCCCUGGUGAUAAGUAUUACACUCCAAAGCCGAAUUUUCAGUCCUCAUUGUCUGAAGGAUCUUAUGAGUGUACAUUGACUUUGCCUCCUAAUGCGGCAUUUCAAACAAUUGUUGGGCCUGCGAACAGAAAUUCUCAUAUAUCAAAACAGCUUGUCUGCUUGGAGGCUUGUAAGAAAUUACAUCAAAUGGGGGCACUUGAUGAUCAUCUUCUCCCUUAUAUUGAAGAUCCUUCAAGAGAUGCUGUUAUUGAAAGGACUGAGGAAUCUGCUUCAGGAGCGGGAACAACAAAGAGGAAGGAAUUACAUGGGACUGCCAUGGUCCGUGCUUUAUCUGGAACAUGGGGAGGCAAACCUGAUGGCGUUAUAUUACAGGCAUAUAAGAUAAAUUUCUCCUGUAAUCUUGUUGGAGAGUUCUAUUCUGGAUUUGUCCUUUUAAUUGACUCAAAACUAGAUAACGAUGUCGCAAAUGCAGAAGUGGAACUUUACUUGAUACCUGACAAGGUGGUCAAGUCAUCUGUUUCCCCAUGUGGGGAAGUCCAUUUAGAUGCAGAGCAGGUGAAAAAUUCGAUGUGUUUCCAGGGAUUUUUCUUUAAUGGAUUAUUUUUAACUUCUAAGAAACGAAGAGAAUAUUUACUCAAGACAGAAGAAAACAAAUCCUUGUGGUGCAGUUCGAACAUGUAUCUGCUUUUACCACUUGAGCUUCCAGACCCUGCAAGUCAUGAAUCCGUGAGAAUUAACUGGAGGGCCAUUGAUAGAUGUGCAGCAGUGGUUAAAUUUUUGAAGGAAAAAUCAUUUUUCAGUGCUGAUCACUCUUAUAUCAGUGAAAAGGGGGAUUCAUCAUUUUCUAGCACCAGUUCAUCUUACACAGAAUGCAAGAACUUGGAAGUUGUUCACUUGGCUAAUGUUUCUGUUAACGUUAAUGAUUUGAAAAAUAUGGUGGUAGUGUCCAUUCAUACUGGGAGGAUUUAUUCUGUUCUUGAUGUGAUGAUUGGUACAUCUGCUGAUAGUCCAUUUGAUUUGACUUCUGAUGCAGUCCCAUCAAAUUAUUCUACUUUCACUGAAUACUUCAAUAAGAAAUAUGGUAUUUUGCUGAUGCAUCCAGGACAGCCUUUGUUGCUGUUAAAGCAAAGCCACAAUGCGCACAACCUUCUUCUUGCAAAGCCAAAUGAAGAUUUGAAGAAACAUGAAGGGCAAUUGUCUGCCUGUAGGUCCUGGGCUGUUUGUAACUCAACACUACAUAAAUUGGGAACCGAUCGCAAAAUACAGGGUUAUAUACGGGACAGUGCAUUUGAUCCACGUCGUUGGGUUGCUCCAGGACAGCUUACUUCCCACCCUGUUCAUUGUAAAUGUCCCGUGGAUACUAAUGAAGUGCCUCUUGGAAGAAAAUUUAUAACUGUAGAUACUUCUGUGGUUGUUGGAAAGGUUUGUGAUAGAGGUCAUAGGUGGAUGUGCUCCAAGACUAUAGCAGAUUGUGUUGAAGCACUGAUAGGAGCUUAUUAUGUUGGUGGUGGAUUGAGUGGUGCCUUAUUAAUAAUGAAAUGGUUUGGUAUUGAUGCUGAGUUUGAACCCAGAUUGAUAGAAGAAGCCAUUAAUAGCUCAUCUGUCUGGCGUUACACCCCUAAUAUUAGUGACCUAGAAAUGCUGGAGUCAAAGCUUCAUUAUAGGUUUUCUGUGAAGGGUCUUUUGUUGGAGGCUACAACACAUGCUUCUCUUCAAGAAUUAGGAGUUGGCUACUGUUAUCAGAGGCUUGAAUAUCUGGGUGACUCUGUAUUGGACCUGCUUAUUACUUGGUAUCUCUAUCAAAAUCACACAGAAAUUGAUCCAGGGGAGUUGACUGACUUGCGAUCAGCAUCUGUUAAUAAUGAAAAUUUUGCUCGAGUCGUCGUGAAACACAACCUUCAGCAGCAUCUUCAGCAUGGCUCAGGGAUGCUUUUAGGACAGAUAACAGAAUAUGUGAAAUCUGUUUCAGAGUCUCAUGAUAAUACUAGGUCUCUUGAAGGCACAAAAGGUCCCAAAGUUCUCGGAGACUUGUUGGAAAGUAUUGCAGGAGGAAUACUAAUUGAUACCAAACUCAACCUUGAUGAAGUGUGGAGAGUUUUCAGACUUUUACUUUCACCUAUUGUGACACCCGACAAACUUGAGUUGCCUCCCUUGCGUCAAUUACAUGAAUUAUGUGAUCAUCUUGGAUACUUCAUAAAAGAGGAGUGUGUAACUAAGGGAGACAUGUUUCAUGCUAAACUUUGCUUACGACUGAAAGAUGUCCCUUUGACAGGUGAGGGAUGUGAAAGGAAUAGAAAAGCAGCAAAAGGGCUAGCAGCACUUCGUUUGUUGAGGGACCUAGAGAAAAGAGGUAUUUCGCAUUCACUUUAUGUUGCUAAGCAGAAGAAACUGGAACCUGUUGAUGGUUCAUCUUUCAUGGACAUGGCUGUUUACCACCAUCUUCAACCAAAUGAUGAGGCAGUUGUGGGAUCAGUCCCUCCUAAAAAACUCAAGACGAUUGAAGGCCUGCUCCCUGUGGAGACACCUGCCAAUAAUAAUCCCCUUUCUGAGGAUGGUUUUGAGAAAGUCUGUGACCCCAAGCGCGCUUCUCCAGUGAGUGUAUCAAUUAACUUGCAGAAAGGAGGCCCUCGAUCCUCCCUCUAUCAGCUCUGUAGAUUAUUACAGUGGCCAAUGCCUAGUUUCCAUUCGGUAGAACACAAGUCAAGAUUGCCGAUUGAAUUUGGUGAAGGUUCUGAAAGACGCGUGGGUUUCAGCAGUUUUGUAUCAAAAAUAUCCUUGCACAUUCCAAAUGAUGGUGCUAUUGAAUUGACGGGAGAUCAGAGAGCUGAUAAGAAGAGUUCAUUCGACUCUGCAGCACUCCUCAUGCUUUAUGAGCUUGGAAGACAGGGGAAAUGUGUGAUUGAGGAUUAGUGAACAGGAUUUGAUACAAUUUAAGUGCAUUAUUACUUGUGCAAUAUAUAGGAAGAAUCCCCAGAAUGGGAUGUUUUUUUUGUUGUUCCAUAAUCUUGAAACAGAAUAGGAAUAUCAGGCUAAUGAGGGUUUUGGAGUUAUAUGCCCAAUUGGAGGCAGUUUCCUUUCUCCCCCGGCAAAGGAGGUAUUCCUUCACCGUGGGCAUUUGUAAGGGUGAGACGAAUAUUAUAAUGCGGGUAGGAGCACUGUUGAACUUUUGUCCUACCGGAGUAUUGAUGACUGUCAAAUUGUGGGUAUAAACAUCAUUUGUAAUUUGUUGUACAGUGCUCCUUUGAUCAUUUAUUUUAUUAACUUUCAUGUUGUAUUUAUUUGAAACUUUUCAAUGUACAAAGAUGCCUCAUUUGACAUUGUGUAAAAAAGGAGAACAAAAUCUAUAAAAUUUCACUUUUGUGUUCAUAAA